AUGAAUAACCCAGCAAUGAAUUCAGCGACACCAGGUGUGCCGCAGGUGCCGCUGCUAGACGACGACACCCUCGCCUUUGGGGAAGAAGAUAAUGCUACUAAGCAGUUUGUGCACCCUUACAUAGUAUUCUUCCACCUAGUGUUCCGAUGCUCCGCUAUAGUGGUGUACAUGCUGUGCGGCUGGUUCUCCGACUCCUUCAUUGCCAGCUUUGUGCUAGUUGUCCUGUUACUGUCUGCUGACUUCUGGACUGUCAAGAAUAUUAGUGGGCGCCUAUUAGUUGGGUUGCGAUGGUGGAACUAUGUAGAUGAUGAUGGCAAAUCACAUUGGGUGUUUGAGACAAAACAGAAUCGAGUGAACCAGAAUGAGAGCCGACUGUUCUGGAUGGGUCUGAUCCUCUGCCCAGCUAUCUGGUCAACUUUCUUCAUCUUCUGUUUGUUUGGACUUAAAUUCAAGUGGAUGCUACUGGUCCUCAUCGCACUAACCCUGACAGGAGCCAACCUGUAUGGCUACAUUAAGUGCAAGUUCGGAGCCAAGGAGAACCUUAAAUCUGCCACCACAGAGUUUGUGAAGAAGCAAAUAUUCCAGAAUGCGAGCACCUUCAUGUUCUCACAGCCAGCUCCCCCUACUACUGGUAACACGGGGGUUGUGUAA
Messenger RNA from Spodoptera littoralis (African cotton leafworm), 651 nucleotides. Lineage: Eukaryota; Metazoa; Arthropoda; Insecta; Lepidoptera; Noctuidae. The record is from the annotation of a GenBank genome assembly.